Molecule: messenger RNA, 3833 nt
Organism: Stegostoma tigrinum
Lineage: Eukaryota; Metazoa; Chordata; Chondrichthyes; Orectolobiformes; Stegostomatidae
Exons: 5
Coding region: 190-1092 (300 amino acids)
Source: RefSeq, a predicted model, not a curated record
GCGAAGGGAAGUGUCCAAGGCUCGCAGUUCUCUCUCUCUCUGUGUGUCUGUGUCUGUCUGCUUUCUCUAACAGCUAUCCCUGGAUCUCCAGGUCCCCACAUUCAGACAAACCCAAGAUUGCUGUUCCAGCUUUACCUCAAACGCUUGAAGAGUUGGAUUGGAGCCAUCCCGAAGGAGCCCUGGAAAAAGAUGGAUUCAGGAUCUGGUGCCAUCAGCAGAGCCAUGCUCCUGUUCUGGCUGUGGGCUGGCGCUGGCUGUGCGAUGCAGCUCUGUGUGGAGAAGAUGCCGCAGGGAAAGGGCGCGGCGCGGUGCGGAGUCCAGCUGCUGUCCUCCAGCCCCGAGGUGCAGUGGUUCCGGGGGCCGCACAAGGUGCUGCCGGAUCAGUCCCACUCGCUGCUCUAUGGGGGCAGCGUCCUGCAGAUCGGCAUCAACAGCCCCGUCGCGGGCACCGUCUACACCGGCCGCCACUCGGGCUCGGGGGCCGAGGCUACUGUCGACAUCGGGCCGACCUGCGGCUUCACCGGCGUCUCCUGCCAAUCAGACAGUUCUUGUCAGCGUUACCAGACUGUGAAGUGUGUCCUAACUGGGCUGUUCCUGUCGCUUUGCCUCUCAGCUUUGGCCGUCACAUUCUAUCAUUGCAGAGAGCAAUCCAGUCCCGCUCUAAAGGAAUGGAAACCCAGAUCAGGCACAGAUGCGAUUUAUUCCGACUUGAAGGAGGUGACAUCUGAGGGCGACCAGGCCCAGCCUGGGGCCUCAGGCCAAGGGGUACAGGCCGAGCCAAGUGGCUCCUCAGAAGUGAUGGUGGAGGCCGAGGCCGGGCCUCGCCAAAGCCUGAAGGAACAGGCCGAGGCCGGGCCUCGCCGAAGCCUGAAGGAGCAGGCCGAGGCUGAGCCGCGCCGAAGCCUGAGGGUGCAGGCCAAGGUCGGGCCGGGUACGACCCAGGCAGAGAGGCAGGAAGCUCCUGUAUACACCAGCCUGACGAAACAACCGAAAGAAGCGGAAUACCAACUCCUCAGACCAGAGGGACAGGGAGGUGAAAGUGCAGUGACUUACUCAGCAGCUAGCGACGAGGUGACGGUUCAGGACCCGUGAGGCAACAAGCCAAGGUUGUGAGGUCGUGAAGGGAGGUGCUCAAAAGCUCAGCCAAACCCCACAAAAAAUCGAUUAUUCAAAAACCCAAUUCUCUCAAUAUCUCCCGGGGUAUCUGUUAUUCUGUAUAUAACCCACCCUGAACCCCUCGGUUAGAUUCCAGUCUGUAACUCCCUCCCGGGGUAUCUGUUAUUCUGUAUAUAACCCACCCUGAACCCCUCGAUUAGAUUCCAGUCUGUAACUCCCUCUUGGGGUAUCUGUUAUUCUGUAUAUAACCCACCCUGAACCCCUCGAUUAGAUUCCAGUCUGUAACUCCCUCUUGGGGUAUCUGUUAUUCUGUAUAUAACCCACCCUGAACCCCUCGGUUAGAUUCCAGUCUGUAACUCCCUCCCGGGGUAUCUGUUAUUCUGUAUAUAACCCACCCUGAACCCCUCGGUUAGAUUCCAGUCUGUAACUCCCUCCCGGGGUAUCUGUUAUUCUGUAUAUAACCCACCCUGAACACCUCGAUUGGAUUCUAGUCUGUAACUCCCUCCCGGGGUAUCUGUUAUUCUGUAUAUCACCCACCCUGAACACCUCGAUUGGAUUCUAGUCUGUAACUCCCUCCCGGUGUAUCUGUUAUUCUGUAUAUAACCCACCCUGAACCCCUCAGUUAGAUUCCAGUCUGUAACUCCCUCCCAGGGUAUCUGUUAUUCUGUAUAUAACCCACCCUGCACCCCUCGAUUAGAUUCCACUCUGUAACUCCCUCCCGGGGUAUCUGUUAUUCUGUAUAUAACCCACCCUGAACACCUCGAUUGGAUUCUAGUCUGUAACUCCCUCCCGGGGUAUCUGUUAUUCUGUAUAUAACCCACCCUGAACACCUCGAUUGGAUUCUAGUCUGUAACUCCCUCCCGGGGUAUCUGUUAUUCUGUAUAUCACCCACCCUGAACACCUCGAUUGGAUUCUAGUCUGUAACUCCCUCCCGGUGUAUCUGUUAUUCUGUAUAUAACCCACCCUGAACCCCUCAGUUAGAUUCCAGUCUGUAACUCCCUCCCGGGGUAUCUGUUAUUCUGUAUAUAACCCACCCUGAACCCCUCGAUUAGAUUCCAGUCUGUAACUCCCUCCCGGGGUAUCUGUUAUUCUGUAUAUAACCCACCCUGAACCCCUCGAUUGGAUUCUAGUCUGUAACUCCCUCCCGGGGUAUCUGUUAUUCUGUAUAUCACCCACCCUGAACCCCUCGAUUAGAUUCCAGUCUGUAACUCCCUCCCGGGGUAUCUGUUAUUCUGUAUAUAACCCACCCUGAACCCCUCGAUUAGAUUCCAGUCUGUAACUCCCUCUCGGGGUAUCUGUUAUUCUAUAUAUAACCCACCCUGAACCCCUCGAUUAGAUUCCAGUCUGUAACUCCCUCCCGGGGUAUCUGUUAUUCUGUGUAUAACCCACCCUGAACCCCUCGAUUAGAUUCCACUCUGUAACUCCCUCCCGGGGUAUCUGUUAUUCUGUAUAUAACCCACCCUGAACCCCUCGAUUAGAUUCCAGUCUGUAACUCCCUCCCGGGGUAUCUGUUAUUCUGUAUAUAACCCGCCCUGAACCCCUCGAUUAGAUUCCAGUCUGUAACUCCCUCUUGGGGUAUCUGUUAUUCUAUAUAUAACCCACCCUGAACCCCUCGAUUCGAUUCCAGUCUGUAACUCCCUCCCGGGGUAUCUGUUAUUCUGUAUAUAUCCCACCCUGAACCCCUCGGUUAGAUUCCAGUCUGUAACUCCCUCCCGGGGUAUCUGUUAUUCUGUAUAUAACCCACCCUGAACCCCUCGAUUAGAUUCCAGUCUGUAACUCCCUCCCGGGGUAUCUGUUAUUCUGUAUAUAACCCGCCCUGAACCCCUCGAUUAGAUUCCAGUCUGUAACUCCCUCCCGGGGAAUCUGUUAUUCUGUAUAUAACCCACCCUGAACCCCUCGAUUAGAUUCCAGUCUGUAACUCACUCCCAGGGUAUCUGUUAUUCUGUAUAUAACACACCCUGAACCCCUCCAUUAGAUUCCAGUCUGUAACUCCCUCCCGGGGUAUCUGUUAUUCUGUAUAUAACCCACCAUGAACCCCUCGAUUGGAUUCUAGUCUGUAACUCCCUCCCGGGGUAUCUGUUAUUCUGUAUUUCACCCACCCUGAACCCCUCGAGUAGAUUCCAGUCUGUAACUCCCUCCCGGGGUAUCUGUUAUUCUGUAUAUAACCCACCCUGAACCCCUCGAUUAGAUUCCAGUCUGUAACUCCCUCCCGGGGUAUCUGUUAUUCUGUAUAUAACCCACCAUGAACCCCUCGAUUAGAUUCCAGUCUGUAACUCCCUCCCGGGGUAUCUGUUAUUCUGUAUAUAACCCACCAUGAACCCCUCGAUUAGAUUCCAGUCUGUAACUCCCUCCCGGGGUAUCUGUUAUUCUGUAUAUAACCCACCCUGAACCCCUCUCUCUCUGUUUCUCACUUUAUCACUGUCUCUCGUCUCUGCCUCUCCCUCUCUAUGUCUAACUCUCUUUCUCUCUGUUUCUCACUGUGUCACUCUGCCUCCCCCUCUCUCCUUCACUCCUUCUUUCCCUCCAACACCUUUCUCUGGACCUCCCUUUGCGUUCGUGCUUUCAUUGGCCCGUCGAUGAGACUGUGAUAACGCUGAAUUGUCAUACAUAACCAGUGGUGUAAUAGUGCUCCUAAAGUUUGACGCUCUGUACGAGUGCUGUUGUAUAUUUGUUUCUUGGAAAUGCGUGCGCUAUUAAAUUUCAUCCCAGUGUGCAAA